Messenger RNA from Aspergillus alliaceus, 573 nucleotides. RefSeq lists its product as uncharacterized. The transcript has a single exon. The coding region runs from base 1 to 573 and encodes 190 amino acids. The record is from RefSeq and is a predicted model, not a curated record. Lineage: Eukaryota; Fungi; Ascomycota; Eurotiomycetes; Eurotiales; Aspergillaceae.
AUGCACGUCCGUGACGAUACAAGCAGCGCGGCGGGCUGCCGCGCCAGAGGAGGCAGCACGCACGCAGGUGCAGUAAAGAAAGAGUUACAUCCUGAGAACGUUGCUCACUCCGCCCGGCUCGAGUUCGACCUUCAUCCCUUUGUUGACCGACGUGUCCAACGUUGUGUCCAAAACUUCUUUUAUACUGAACAUCUCCCCACAAAGGUGAAGGAAGGUGAUGAGACCGACAGCGGAAACGAAGUCGAAUAUAUUGCUCCAUGUUACAUUGACAUUGAGUUCGAGACUACCGGCGGGGUAUCUCGAGGCCUUCUGGAUGGGCACGAGUUCAACAGCGAGACCACCGAGCUCUUCGCGUACAUGUACAAUCUGACAAGGGCUGCCUCCACCAAGCUCCGUACCGUCAAGAUUCGCGUCGAUGUUGACCCUCAUGAUGUACCAAGACUCACCGGAUUUCUCGAAGCACUGGGCGAUGUAUCCACCCUUAUCGCGCACACGGUGGAGAACUCCGGAUCCUUCUUGGGCAGCAGAAACCUCGUCUUAUUGUCCACCAAGCCUGGGGCUCGGAGAUGGUGA